Messenger RNA from Leptomonas pyrrhocoris, 2783 nucleotides. RefSeq lists its product as hypothetical. Lineage: Eukaryota; Euglenozoa; Kinetoplastea; Trypanosomatida; Trypanosomatidae. The record is from RefSeq and is a predicted model, not a curated record. The transcript has a single exon. Gene Ontology annotation, molecular function: protein binding. The coding region runs from base 105 to 2783 and encodes 892 amino acids.
GUUCUUCAUCGCGCUCUUCGAUACACUUUUUCGUAUAAUCAAUACGCAUUGAUUUCUGUUCUACACGCAUAACAAAGAAAAAAGGAGGUGGCUGACGCACGAAUAUGCUACAGAACCAGAUCGCGGGGCGUCACGGCUCCUACGCGACGCAGUUUUGGCGGUCGUCGGUGGCCCCGCACUACCGCAGCCGUGCGGCGAUGCGCGUCGCCGUAAGUCGCAAGGCGAUUAACCGACGUCUCGUCCUCCCGCUGGACAGCCACAACUGGAUGCGGUCGCUGGAGGUGCUGAACGCACGUUACGCGCGGCGGGGUCGCACCCCUGAGCACUACCAAGCUGUCGUGCGUGACAUGGUGGAGCACCACGGCGCUUAUGCCGAGCUGACAGCCAGCACGUCAGCUUCACCCACUACGAAUCUUUCCAACCCAGCUGCUGCUACUGCUGCUGAUUCCUCUGCUCUCACAGCACCCGUCGCUGCGGACGUUUUACCUGCCAUUGAUUCCCUGCGCGAUAAAGCCUACGCCGGCGAGAUCCCCUCCAACGCGUCCCUCUGGGUGACACUGGUGUGGGCUUACUGCACGCUGCAGCAGCCGCAGGUGGCCCUCGACACCUUCCACCAGGCACGACGGCGCUUUCGCUUUUCGCUGCUCACGCUGCAGCACAUGGCGGAGUUGCUGCUUCCUGUUCUGUGCCGCCAUGGAGAGUUAGAGGCGGCAACGGCGCUCUACGAGGAGCUGCUCCAGCCCUCCGUUGCAACGGAGGGGCGAGGGAACUCUCAGCAACCACCAUCGCCGCCGGUGCAACGCAGGCGCAGUGCCUUCGACGACACCGCGGCGCGGCGUUGGCUGGCUGAGGCGGCGGCGCGCCAGGGAGACCUGAGGAAGACGAAGGGGUUUGCUGCCGCUCCUGCGGAUGUGCAGCACGGCGCUAGCGAAGUGGAUUGUGCGAAGGAUGAAAUGGCCACCGAGAGUCGACACAGGCCCACCAUCAACUCGUUGUUUCACGAUGCAGAGAGCACAACCACCGAUGCGAAGAAGACAUCGUCCGCAUCGACGAAGCCGCAGAAGAGCCAGAGUGAGCCGCAACAACAGCAACUCACAAAGGCGACAAGAGCGCCAUAUUCCGCGAACUCGACUCUCCCUGUGCUGUCUCUGCUAAGUCCCGUGGCAGUGCGCCGUCUCUUUCAGUCUCUUUGCCGAGAAUCGAGCACGGCAGGCACUUCAGCAGCUGUACCGGGCGAAGCUGCGUCGCGUUACUUGACGGAUGCGGUGUCGUGUUGGGAGCACCUCUACGGUCUUCUUCCCACUGCGUCGGCGAGCAGCGAGGCAAGCAUCCGCAACGAUGUCUCCAGAAGUCUUCCACCUAAAAGAGCAACACCACCCAUUCAAGAUGUGCAUGAGCUGCUCAACCUCUACGCCUUCUACGGACGCUGGGAAGCCGUUCUUGACUUCUUCAGCGUUGCAUUUCUCCACCGCGCGUCCUCCACUUACCUCACCGCCGCUCCCAAAGACUUGGUGAGUUGGGCGGACGGUAUUGCUGCUGUGGCAGCCGCGGAGGAGGCGGAGGAGACUCUUUACAGGGACACAUCUGCCGCCUUGUUGUUUCCGUACGACGCUGAGCUCCCUCUCGAUGCGGUGACGCUGAAUCUCGUCUUUGCAUGUCUGCCCAAGGCGGCGGAUCCACUUCGCCUGUGUACCAGCACGACGACAAAAGAGCGGGGCGGUCAGGUACUCGCGCUGCCCGCGGCGGCACGUCCCGUCACUGUCGUGCGCCUCCUCGACGACCUGCUCACCUACCGAGAUGACAUGCAGCUGACCGAUGUGGUCAUGGCCGCUGUGGGGCCGGCGCUGUUGCAGGUGGGUCAACACGCACGUCUUUUCGAGUUGCUCGCGCGGACGCCGAUGAUGGUGCGCGCACGCGAGCGCAAAGCCGCGCUGCAGCUCUCCGCCUCUGCGCAGGAGCUGAAGUCUCUGUUGGCUUCACUGGGCUACGCCGCCUACGCGCUGUGCCGCAGUGAGGAGCGACGGCUUGAUAUGGUGCGCUGCAUGCCGCAUUUAUUUCCGCCGGAGGUGGUGCGACGCUUUGCUGCGAGCGCUGAAGCUGACGUCUCCUCCUCGUUGUCGCCGCAACGAAAGGGCGCCUGUGCUGCUUGUCUCCCAUUGGCAGUGUUGGAAGGUCCGGUGGUGGCCAUGUCAGGCGGCAACGCUCUCGCUUCUUCGAGAGUUGGUGAGAGCCCGUUCGUACCGUGUCUUGCUUCUACCCAGUCUGCAAGCGCCUCGAAGACGGCGGCGGCGGCGGCAAUGACCGCGACGUCGUUGCUGGAUCGGCGCUGGCAGCUCUUCACAGAACCCGCGCACUCGACACAAACUGGCGGGGCGCGGUUUCACGCAAGUGGGGCUGCCCACGCAACAAAGCGCCGCGCCGCGCACCGCAGCGGUCGGUCCAGCGCCACUCUCACCUCGCUCGCUGAGGACGCGAUGCGGCGCGAUUAUCUGCGUCUGCAGGACACGCGUCACGCCGCCUUCACUGGCAGCCACGCCGACGCUGACAGAGACCCGCGCCCAAUCCCGAAAGGACUGCACGACCAUGCCAGCGGCUGGGACUUCUUUGGGCGCGGCGGCGAGAAGGUCUUUGCAAAUCACAAGCGCACCCCGCACCCUCUCACGAUGCGGCCGAAGGUGAUGCGAGAUCUACGCAAUCCGUACCGAGGCUGGAACCCGCGCCGGAACAGCUCACUGGCGCACAAGGAGAACGUGGUCAAAUGGAACGGCAAGAGCGCUGUCUAA